This is a messenger RNA of Vairimorpha ceranae, 343 nucleotides long. Its product is annotated as pol polyprotein. The annotation marks the transcript as partial. The record is from RefSeq and is a predicted model, not a curated record. The transcript has a single exon. NCBI's taxonomy places the organism in Eukaryota, Fungi, Microsporidia, Nosematidae.
UUAUAACUUACCGAAGAAAUUAGAGAGUGGUAUUGAAAUAGAGAUUAAGAAAUUAAUGGAUAAUGAUUAUAUUCAAGAUUCGGAAUCGACAUGGGUAAAUAAUUUACGACCCGUGGUGAAGCCGGAUGGAAUAAUAAGGAUUACAACCAACUUAGUAUCAUUAAACAAAUUUGUAGAACAAGAUAAAUGCACCCUAUCAAGAAUUGAUGAGACAUUGUGCAACUUAAGUAAAAAGGUGGUGUUUUCAAAGAUAGAUCUUAAAGAUGGGCUCUUCCAAAUUCCUUUGGCUGAAAAGGAUAGGCACAAAACCGCAUUUAGGUACAAACAUAAAUUAUAUGAAUGA